UGGAAAAUUGCGUUGCAGUGGCUUGAGAUCGGCUGAGAAUCGCUGCGCACCGAAUUCCGAGUGCUGUGCAAUUCGGCUUCGGCAGCCGGAGGCGCAGAGCGGAUUCGGAGGGCAAGUGCACGGAGGUGUCGGAGCUGCCAGAGGAAGUGGGAAUUUACUCGUUCUCGCACGCGAUGGCUGCAAUUUCUGCAGCCCCGUGUGGACUAUGCGGAGCGAGCGAUCGUUUGAGCAGCCGUGCUGCCUCGAGAGGUAGCCAGCCGGUGCACGGGGGCAUGGGUGUACAGGUGGGCAAGCAACCGAGUGGCAUGCGAGUGCGAGCGCAAGCGAAGAAAUCCGGAGAUGGGGAAGAAAAGGAGAAGGAGAAGAGCAAAACGUCCUUGUUCACGAGCAUAACUGAUGCGCUGGAUUUCGCCCAGACGAGGUCCGAGAAGGAUGCCGAGCUUCUGGAGGACGCUCGCUCUGCCACCAAGUCAGGCGAGAAGAUGAGCCGAGAACAGUACGGUGCCUUGAGAAGGAAAAUCGGCGGAACCUACAAGGACUUCUUCAAGGACUCGAUCGAUGUUAUCGGAGACUACGUCGAUGAUGGGUGGGUCGACAAGAAGUGCCGCUACUGCAAGAAGGACACCAGCAACGAUGCUCGAACUGUCGACAAUAUGGGACGCUAUGCGCACGUAGCGUGCAUGGAGAAGGCCAGCAGCGGCAACUUUUUCUCGCGCCUCUUCGGAAAAUAGAUCAUCGCUUCUCUGAUGGAUUUGGCAAGGUCUUAGCUCUUUGUCACAUAGAACUCUCUUGCUUGCUGGCUCGUGCUUGUAAUCAGAUAUUCAAGUCCACAUGGCUGUGUGUACCAGGUGGGCACAAUCUGCCAUCAAAAUAGGACAGAGCAGGCCAUUUUUUCGAAGCCCAUGACCCUUGUGUCAAAGCCUCUUAGUGCAGCAAGAUGAGCGCAAGCAUUGUUCACACACGUCUCUCCUCAGUCUGAGCAGUACUGCCUACCUACCAAAUGUAGAAGCUAAUCCUGAACAGUCGGGCUUAUAGUCGAGGCAUAAUGUCGGAACGUAAAGGAUCACCAUUCAGUUCGAAGGACUUUCAUGUUCCGUGGUUCUAUGUAUCUUUCUACCACCUGAAACUGGCUACUCCAUAUUGUAAUAAAUCCUCAUCAUACUCC
This is a messenger RNA of Marchantia polymorpha subsp. ruderalis, 1165 nucleotides long. The record is from the annotation of a GenBank genome assembly. NCBI's taxonomy places the organism in Eukaryota, Viridiplantae, Streptophyta, Marchantiopsida, Marchantiales, Marchantiaceae.